Sparassis crispa is the source of this 333-nucleotide messenger RNA. RefSeq names its product Pre-mRNA-splicing factor ini1. Lineage: Eukaryota; Fungi; Basidiomycota; Agaricomycetes; Polyporales; Sparassidaceae. The transcript is spliced from 6 exons. The record is from RefSeq and is a predicted model, not a curated record. Bases 1 to 333 code for a protein of 110 amino acids. Gene Ontology annotation, biological process: mRNA splicing, via spliceosome. Gene Ontology annotation, cellular component: U2 snRNP; precatalytic spliceosome; catalytic step 2 spliceosome.
AUGUCGAAGCAUCAUCCUGAUUUAAUCAUGUGCAGGCGUCAGCCCGGAAUCGCCAUCGGGCGACUAUGCGAGAAAUGUGAUGGCAAAUGCCCUGUCUGUGAUUCCUACGUACGCCCAGAAACGCUCGUGCGCAUUUGUGAUGAGUGCAAUUUCGGUACUUACGGUGGACGAUGCAUCAUCUGCGGUUCGCCAGGGAUCUCGGACGCGUACUACUGCGCGGAAUGCACCAGAUUAGAGAAAGACCGCGACGGGUGUCCCAAGAUCGUCAAUUUGGGAGCGAGUCGGACAGACCUCUUCUAUGAACGCCGUCGUCUAGGGUUCAAGAAGGGAUAG